Molecule: messenger RNA, 1406 nt
Organism: Gastrolobium bilobum
Lineage: Eukaryota; Viridiplantae; Streptophyta; Magnoliopsida; Fabales; Fabaceae
Exons: 4
Coding region: 85-1272 (395 amino acids)
Source: RefSeq, a predicted model, not a curated record
UUGAGAUUCUAAAUUCGCUAUCCCCUCUGUCGUUUUGCCCAAACGACGCCGCACCACCGAACAUGACCUCACCGACGAAACCAAAUGCCCCUCUCACGCCCACGCAUGCUCCCAUCUCACCGGCGACGAUUCCCGGCGACGUCGCACCGCCACACAAUAGGUAACUCCAUCUCCUCCAUGUUGUCGGAAUCCACCUCCCUCCUUCUCCGUCGGACCAUCGCCGCCGCGCUCAUCUUCGCCGCCGUUUAUCUCACCUGCUUACUCCUCUUCAGAGACGCCGAUUACUCUUUCUUCCCUUCCUCUCUUCCCUUGUCUCGUUUUCCGACCGUUUUCCCGUCGGCGUCCAACGAUUCCUCGGAGGUGAGUUCCGCUAGCAAUGAAUAUCCACUUGAAAAAAUUCUGAAUGAGGCUGCCAUGGAAGGCAGAACUGUUAUCUUGACCACAUUAAAUGAAGCAUGGGCAGCACCAAAUUCAGUCAUUGAUCUUUUCCUUGAGAGCUUUAGAAUUGGAGAUCAUACUCGUAGGCUUUUGAAUCAUUUAGUAAUUAUUGCAUUGGACCAGAAGGCAUUUAUACGCUGUCAGGCUAUACAUUCCUAUUGCUUUUUGCUUGUUGGUGAAGGCACUGAUUUUCAUGAGGAGGCAUACUUUAUGACUCCUCGCUACUUGAAGAUGAUGUGGAGAAGAAUUGAUUUCCUUCGUUCUGUUCUAGAGAUGGGGUACAAUUUUGUGUUUACUGAUGCUGAUAUCAUGUGGUUUAGGAACCCAUUUCCCCGGUUUCACCAUGAUGCAGAUUUCCAGAUAGCAUGUGAUCAUUUCACAGGUAGCUUUGAUGAUGUACAGAACAGACCCAAUGGAGGGUUCAACUUUGUAAAGUCUAAUAAUAGGUCAAUAGAGUUUUAUAAAUUCUGGUACUCUUCAAAAGAAACCUAUCCUGGAUACCACGAUCAGGAUGUCCUCAAUAUCAUCAAGUUUGACCCUUACGUCACUGAUAUGGGACUGAAGAUGAGAUUCUUGGAUACGGCUAAUUUUGGUGGGCUUUGUGAACCGAGUAGAGAUUUAAAUCAAGUUUGUACGAUGCAUGCAAAUUGUUGCUAUGGUAUGGAUAGUAAGCUUCACGAUCUUAGAAUUAUGCUUCAGGAUUGGAAACAUUAUUUGACCUUACCUCCAAGUUUGAAGAGAUUGUCGAUUAUUUCCUGGAGGGUUCCUCAGAAAUGCAGCCUUGAUUCUCUCAGGCACCAUGGUUCACCAGAGAAGAGUGUUCAAGAAGAUUAAGGUUCUAAUUGCAUGUGUUAAUUUCUCAUACAAUGAUGUGGAAGUUCAGCUGAAAUGCUGCUGGAUGUAUCUAUUGAAGGAAGUAUCUAUUUUGUCCUUAUUAAGUCCUUUAGCAUAUCCUGCGUAAGAAUAAU